AUGACAAUACUUCUCAAGUUCAUCCUGAAAAGGGAGGUAUUUAUAGCGGCGGUCACAUUGAUUGCCGCCAUGAACCUGGUGUCGAUGUUGACAACUCAGUACCAAGUGGCUUAUACUGAGAUUUAUUAUGUGAAUGGUGUUCGCAUCAAUCAUCAUCACGAGAGAAAUAUCGAUCAUUAUGGAAUUCAUAUUGUGGACUAUUUGAAGACGGGCCAUCGUCUUCAUCAAUACCAUGAUCUCAACCACUGGACAAGUGGAUAUGCCUUGUUCACAUCGAUAAUAACACUCAAGACUGUUGCAUUGGCCACAUUGUUGGGUGCCUUCGCCAUCUACAUCAUGCAGCUUAGGAACAAUUAUAUCCAAAGACGUUUGACAAUCUACUUUGUCAUCAUAUACAACGUAUCAUUCCUUCUCAUGAUGUUUGGAGUACUGUCCAUGCUGUUCAUCACUCUGGCCUUCAGGGACGACCGAUCGCCAGACCACUGCGUAGAGCAAGGUCAGAAUGUUAGACAAUGCCGCUCCAUCGCUGGAUCCUUGACAUAUCAUCAUUUCGAGCGUUAUGAGUGGGGUCCUCAGUUUGGUUGGUUCGUUGGAUUGGUGUCAUUGUUCUUGUACUCUGUCAUCGAGAUACCAGUGUUGCUCCAGUUGAGAGAGGCUACAGACAAGUCGAUAAAGUUAAAGGAUAGUGCAUCGAUUGAGGCCAAGGACUUUGACAGCAUGCACAAGAAUUUCAAGGGAGAUGUUGAGGUGAGCAUCCAAUCAACAAGUGAGCAAGUGGAGGAGGGCAAGUGCAACAACAGCACAUGCUAUGAAGUGUUGGAUGAAUAG
Messenger RNA from Acytostelium subglobosum LB1, 828 nucleotides. RefSeq lists its product as hypothetical. Lineage: Eukaryota; Evosea; Eumycetozoa; Acytosteliales; Acytosteliaceae. The transcript is spliced from 2 exons. Bases 1 to 828 code for a protein of 275 amino acids. The record is from RefSeq and is a predicted model, not a curated record.